Trypanosoma grayi is the source of this 1080-nucleotide messenger RNA. RefSeq names its product UDP-Gal or UDP-GlcNAc-dependent glycosyltransferase. Gene Ontology annotation, molecular function: hexosyltransferase activity. Lineage: Eukaryota; Euglenozoa; Kinetoplastea; Trypanosomatida; Trypanosomatidae. The transcript has a single exon. Gene Ontology annotation, cellular component: membrane. The record is from RefSeq and is a predicted model, not a curated record. The coding region runs from base 1 to 1080 and encodes 359 amino acids.
AUGGUCAUCACGGGAUUCCAAUGUUUGGAUGUCAUUAGUUUGCUUCAGCCUGAUGAACUUCCUCACGGCGCACAUACCACAGGCACUGUGACGACUCAUCGCAGCGCACACGCCCUGUUUGACAGUGAGUCCCUGCAGUACGUCCCACGCAGUGUUGUGCGCACUUGGAAGAAGCGUGACUUCCUCAUUGUGCUUGCCAUCCCGUCCAUCGAGAUGGAUGUGAGGCGGAGGCUUCGCAUCCUGCAGCGUAAGUCGUGCUGGCGGUUUCCUGGUGUGGCGACGAGAGCAAACAACUUCACCGGUGCGAUGCUGGUGCUGUACGUGUUUGGGCGGCACCCGUCGCAUAACUUCACGUACUCUUUGGCGCUGCAGCGUGAGGCGGCGGAUUGGCACGAUGUGAUUGCGCUGCCGGUAAAUGAGGGGCGCCCAUCGACCAACAAGACGAUUGGUGGUGGCCUCAGCUGGGGCAAUGAGGCUGAGAUCGGGCUGAGCCGCAAGGUGUUCCUGUGGUUCGACAUGGCGCUGCGGCUGUUCCCUACUGCGACAUACUUCGCGAAGGGAGACGACGACACGUUCCUGCGCGUGCCGCAGUACCUCGCCGACCUGCGCUCACUGCCUCGCCGCGGUGUGUAUUGGGGAGUUCCUUUUGCCGAAGUUUUACACAAAGGGAAAGUUACUCACAGAUUUCAAUACUUUGCUGGAAUGUUCUACACUCUUUCGAGGGAUGUGGUGCAGCAGCUUGUGUUGUUUGAGCCUGUGCGACGGCUGGUGCGCUUGCCGUACAGCAAAGAGAGAGAGAAGGAUUAUCGCCUUUACAACAUGCAACAUGAGGAUGUAAUGAUUGGGCGUGUGAUCCACGAGCAGCAGUAUGCGCAUCUGGUUCUUGUCAAAGAGCAAAGGUGCCGUUUCCAUAUGCUUGACCUAAAGGAUCCUAAUGGUGUGCCGCGGAACAGUUCUCUUGUUAUUCAUGGUGGCACAGAUGCUGAGUUUCUUAGUCUGAUGUAUGUCUUUGGUAACGAUACAGCAGCUGUCGCAAAGCGUUAUCGACGCAAGCGAGGUUUUCUCAUGUUUGAUUGUUGA